CUGGGUGGGGGCUGAGGAGGAGCCUGCCAAUGAUCUGUUUCCUUUAGACAGUCUGUGUGCUUUUCCCAGUGGAAGGGCCGGCCCUCCCAAGCCAGAGCAUUGGGCAGGAAAACAGUCUGCCUUGAAAAGGCUCUACAUUCUGGGUUGCCUCCAUCCUAGCUAGUAAGAACCCAGACCUGGGACCUCUGCUCUGGGCCCCAUGUGCUACAAGAGCCCACAGGUGAUGCCUCCUCCAGGAUGAGGCUGAGAGGUUGUGGACAAGGAUGGAUGGUAGGCUCCCAGAGCCCCUUCGCCUCUCUGGUGGCACUCGUGGAAGGCAGGGCUCAGCUUUGGAUCCUAUGGCGGCCUGCCCGGGACUGGGCAAGUUCCGGCAAGGGACAUUCUAUUGAGUAUUGCAGAAAGUAGCAUGGAGCCCCUCCUGGGGUGGGUGUCUAGAUGUAGGAUGACAGCACUGUUGUCUGCUGUAAGGAUCAACGGGGAUGGCCAGGAGGUCAUGUACCUGGCAGAAGGUGACAAUGUGAGGCUAGGCUGUCCCUACCUCCUGGAUCCUGAGGAUUUGGGUACCAACAGUCUGGACAUUGAGUGGAUGCAAGUCAACUCAGAGCCCUCACACAGGGAGAAUGUUUUUCUUACUUAUCAAGACAAGAGGAUAGGUCAUGGCAACCUCCCCCAUCUGCAGCAGAGGGUCCGCUUUGCAGCCUCAGACCCCAGCCAGUACGAUGCCUCCAUCAACCUCAUGAACCUGCAGGUAUCUGACACAGCAACCUAUGAGUGCCGGGUGAAGAAGACCACCAUGGCCACCAGGAAGGUCAUUGUCACUGUCCAAGCACGUCCUGCGGUGCCCAUGUGUUGGACGGAAGGCCACAUGUCAAAGGGCAACGAUGUGGUGCUGAAGUGCUUUGCCAACGGAGGCUCUCAGCCCCUCUCCUACAAGUGGGCCAAGAUCAGUGGGCACAGUCACCCCUACCGAGCUGGGGCUUACCACUCACAGCACAGCUUCCACUCUGAGCUUUCUUACCAAGAGUCAUUCCACAGCACCAUCAACCAAGGCCUGGGCAACGGAGACCUGCUGUUGAAGGGCAUCAACGCAGACGACGAUGGGCUGUAUCAGUGCACAGUGGCCAACCAUGUGGGCUACAGCGUCUGUGUGGUAGAGGUGAAAGUCUCAGACUCCCAGCGAGUAGGCAUGAUCGUUGGAGCAGUGCUGGGCUCUUUGCUCAUGCUGGCCUGCCUGGCACUAGGCAUCUGGGGGCUCAUCUGCUGCUGCUGCGGAGGCGGCGGGGCCGGUGGUGCCCGAGGUGCCUUCGGCUACGGGGUCGGCGGCGGGGUCGGCGGAGGGGCCUGCGGCGACUUGGCUAGUGAGAUCAGAGUGGACGCCGAGGCGCCCGGGUGUAAGGCCAGCGGGCGCGGCAGCCGCGUCACCCACCUCCUGGGGUACCCGACGCAGAACGUCAGCCGCUCCCUGCGCCGCAAGUACGCGCCUCCGCCCUGCGGCGGCCCCGAGGACGUGGCCCUAGUGCCCCGCACCGCCUCCGCCUCCUGCGAAGCGGGUCCCUCCCCCGUCUACAUCAAGGUCAAGAGCGCGGAGCCGGCCGACUGCGCCGACUGUGCCCAGGUCGAGCAGCGCUCGUGCAAGGACGGCCUCUUAGUGUGAGCGCACAGCACCGGGCUGCGCCCCGGCUGGGAGGUGGUUCGGGGGCUCUCUGCCCGCAGCUGGGGACAGGUUCGGGCCAGCAGACCUGGCUCUCUCAUUGGCCACCUAGCGGUGGUAAGGAAAUUUCCCUCUGAGAAGCCAAGCCGGGCAGACCCUCCUCCCCUGUAGUGGGAGGAGAGGCGGGGGAGACAGAAAACAGUUCAGAGCUCUCCCUCACCCCUGGUUUCCAGGGAGAGGAAGGGAGAGGAGAGCUGUCGGUAUCCCAGAACCGCAGAGGUACAACCCAGAUGUCCCCAGCCAAGGCGAGGGCCCCCCAGCCCUGGGUAGGUGGAUGUCAGGGCUGAAUUGCUCUGUGUGUGAGAUCUGAGCUCCAAGGCAACAGUGUUAGCACAAUAAAGAAACUUAAAGACUGA
This is a messenger RNA of Mus musculus (house mouse), 2067 nucleotides long. It is a transcript of the gene Vsig8, whose product is annotated as V-set and immunoglobulin domain containing 8. Gene Ontology annotation, cellular component: membrane. The transcript has 7 exons. The record is from RefSeq and is a predicted model, not a curated record. NCBI's taxonomy places the organism in Eukaryota, Metazoa, Chordata, Mammalia, Rodentia, Muridae. Bases 407 to 1654 code for a protein of 415 amino acids.